AAGGUGCGCCUGCGCAACGGCAGGCGCUUGGUUCGGAGUCAGCGCCCCGGGUUGGGGUCAUCGCUUUGAUCCUUCUUGCCUCUUGGAAGGUGACAUGCAAAUGCAGUUGGAUGACUGAUGACAGAAACUUGAAUCAAAAUGCCUAAUUUCGAACAUCCAGAGUAUCCCGAAGCUACCUUGCUUCACCUGGAAAGUAUGGUGCCCUGUCGAGAAUCCCAAGUGUCAUCACUGUUGUCAAUAUUUGGAGAGCGUCAACAUUUUAGCUUCCCAUCCAUCUUUAUCUAUGGACAUACCUCUAGUGGCAAGACCUAUGUGAUGCAAACUCUUCUAGAAACAUUAGAGCUUCCUCAUGUGUUUGUGAACUGUGUUGAAUGCUUUACUUCAAGGCUGCUUUUAGAGGAAAUUUUGACCCAGUUGCAGAGCCUUUCAUCUGAAAAUAAACACGGUUCUCAUGUGCCCUGUGACACGUUUAAUGACUUUGUACGUCUGUUUAAGCAAGAAAUUAUUACUCAAGAUCUACAGAAUCAAACAGUAUAUAUUGUGCUGGAUAAAGCAGAGCAGCUGAGGGAAAUGGAGGCAAAUAUGUUGCCAGGGUUUCUUAGACUACAAGAAAUGACAGACAGAAAUGUCACUGUUAUUUUCCUUAGUGAAAUUGUGUGGGAACUGUUUCGUCCAAACACUGGAUGCUUGGAGCCAUUCACCUUGUAUUUUCCUGACUACAGCAUAGGAAAUCUACAAAAGAUUCUGUCCCAUUAUCAUCCUCCAGAAUAUUCUGCUGAUUUCUAUGCUGCGUACAUUAAUAUUCUUCUUGGUGUCUUCUACACAGUCUGCAGGGACUUGAAAGAGCUUCGACAUCUGGCUGCACUAAAUUUUACUAAAUAUUGUGAGCCAGUAGUCAGAGGAGAAGCCAAUGAACGUGACACACGUCGACUCUGGAAAAAUAUUGAAUCUCAUUUGAAGAAAGCAAUGCAGACUGUUUAUCUCCGGGAAAUAUCCAGCUCACAGUGGGAGAGAAUACAGCAGGAUGAUGGAGAACCUGGGCACUUGAAAGGACUUUCUGCACAUGCUCACGUAGAACUUCCUUAUUACUCCAAAUUCCUUCUAAUAGCUGCUUACCUUGCCUCCUACAAUCCUGCCAGGACAGAUAAGAGGUUCUUCCUUAAGCAUCAUGGGAAAAUAAAGAAGACAAACUUUCUGAAAAAACAUGAAAAGACCAGCAAUCACCUCCUUGGACCAAAGCCAUUCCCCCUGGACAGAUUGUUAGCAAUAUUAUACAGUAUUGUGGACAACAAAGUUGCUCCAACUGCAAAUAUAUUUUCCCAGAUCACCUCUCUUGUGACACUCCAGCUUUUAACCUUGGUUGGCCAUGAUGACCAGCUUGAUGGACCAAAGUACAAAUGUACUGUCUCCUUAGACUUCAUCAGGGCUAUUGCAAGGACCGUGAACUUCGACAUAAUAAAGUACUUGUACGAUUUCUUGUGAAAACAAGCCUCACAGCCAUAUGGACACUGUGACAAUGACUAAAGCAAGCUGUGUUCCUCUAUCUACUUAGCUGGCCAGGCAGAGGAGCAUUUUGGCUCUACUGGAUUUGUCCAAACAGGUGCUGGCCCAGCAUGCAAUCUGAUGAAAAUAUUCUGAUUGGUCUGGGUGGAUCUGAGCAGAGGACUAUUUACCAGGGACCCUGGAGUAUUUGGAAGCAAUGUGUUAAUUAUAA
Messenger RNA from Emys orbicularis (European pond turtle), 1714 nucleotides. It is a transcript of the gene ORC5, whose product is annotated as origin recognition complex subunit 5. The record is from RefSeq and is a predicted model, not a curated record. Gene Ontology annotation, biological process: DNA replication initiation; DNA replication. Gene Ontology annotation, cellular component: nucleus; nuclear origin of replication recognition complex. Gene Ontology annotation, molecular function: DNA replication origin binding. Bases 139 to 1482 code for a protein of 447 amino acids. NCBI's taxonomy places the organism in Eukaryota, Metazoa, Chordata, Testudines, Emydidae. The transcript is spliced from 15 exons.